Dichomitus squalens LYAD-421 SS1 is the source of this 2052-nucleotide messenger RNA. RefSeq lists its product as uncharacterized. Gene Ontology annotation, cellular component: plasma membrane. Bases 1 to 2052 code for a protein of 683 amino acids. Gene Ontology annotation, molecular function: sodium:proton antiporter activity. The transcript has 11 exons. Lineage: Eukaryota; Fungi; Basidiomycota; Agaricomycetes; Polyporales; Polyporaceae. The record is from RefSeq and is a predicted model, not a curated record. Gene Ontology annotation, biological process: intracellular potassium ion homeostasis; proton export across plasma membrane; sodium ion export across plasma membrane.
AUGUUCUCACUACUGGUCAAAGAGAAGCUCUAUAUCAACGAAGUUGUUCUCGGAACAGCUUGCGGCGUCAUAUUUGGACCGUACUGCGCUAACGCAUUCAACCCACGCUCCUGGGGCGGAGACGUGAACACCAUUACGCUCGAGGUUACGAGAAUCACUCUUGCUGCUGGGCUCUUCGCCAUAGGUGUCGAACUCCCACAAUCCUAUCUCGCUGACCAUGCCAAGAGUCUCCUCAUCAUGGUCGUCCCCACCAUGGCGUUCGGCUGGUUAGUGGUUGCAGCGGUGAUCUUCGUUGUGUUCCCUAAUCUCAACUUCAUCUCCUCCAUGGUCAUUGCGGCAUGCUUGACGCCUACAGACCCCAUCAUCUCGGCCGCUAUCGUCGGGGGCAAGUUUGCUACCAAGCAUGUUCCACUGAACCUUCGUCGCCUUCUCUCGGCUGAGUCUGCUGCCAAUGAUGGCCUCGCCUAUCCCUUCCUCAGUAUCUCGAUAUAUCUGACAAUUGAAAGCUCCACCCGAGUCGCCGUCGGAGAGUGGUUCCUUGUGGGUUGGCUAUAUCAAGUGAUCCUGGGCACCGUUAUCGGUGGUGUUUUGGGCCUUGGUUUCUCCCACUUCAUGAAGUUCUCGCACAAGAAGGGCUUCAUUGACAGAGAGUCUUACGUAGCUCAGUAUCUGGCAUUAGCUCUGUUCACGGUCGGAAUCACACGCACGCUGGGAAGUGAUGACCUACUCGCUGCCUUCGCCGCCGGCUCCGCUAUCAGCUGGGACGGCCACUUCAACACGCAAAUCGAAGACGAGAUCUUCUCUUCGGUCAUUGACCUCGUGCUGAACUGCGGCUGUUUCAUCUAUAUCGGCGCUUGGAUGCCGUUCAACAUGUUCAACGCGCCCGAGCUUGAUCUCACACCUUGGCGGCUCUUCAUCGUGUUCCUCGCUGUGAUGCUAUUGCGUCGGAACCCGCCACUUUUGUUACUCUAUCCAUGGGUCCCGGAGAUCGCUUCAUGGAGAGAAGCGCUCUUCUCCGGUCACUUUGGUCCCGUGAGUGAUAUCCUUGCAGAUACCAUUCCUCAUAUGGGUGUCGGAGCGAUUUUCGUCUCCACGUUGGCCGUUACGGAGUUACCGACUCCUCAAUCUCCGCCGCAAGAUCAGGCUGAAACGCUUGCUGCGACGCUACAAGCCAUCGUCUCCUUCGUCGUACUCGGAUCAAUCAUCAUACAUGGCCUGUCCAUCCCGUUCUUCUCCUUCGGGCGCAAUGUCCGCUCGCGGACUAUCUCGCUCUCACACACAUGGACUUCGCGCACCACGAACACGCCAGACUGGCUGCUCUGGGCCCGCCGCACUCCCGCGGAGAUCACUCGACCGGGCUCCCCAAUCACGGAGGAGCGAGACGUGGAGCGAGGGACGCAAGAAGUCAACACUGGGUUGACCGGGCCCGUGACGAUGUCGCGGAAUGGUGCGAAAAUGGAGGAGCGCGUUCCUGAACUGGGCCCGGCGGCGAUGCUUAGCGACGUGACGGCGACCUUGCCGCCGGCUCCCCGGUCGCACGAGCUGAAGGAGGAAGAGAGCACGAGCGCGGUCCAUAUUCCAUGCGAAGACGCUACCGCAGACGACGCACGAACAGCGACACAACUGCCCUCCCUCACCCUCAACGUCCCAAGCCGCGCCAUUCGCAGCCCCAACGCGUCCCCCGUUCUCGUAGCGUCCGUCGACGAGCUCGUCCUGCCACCUUCCGGUGCGCAGACCCCCGGUGACGUUUCCGUCCCACACACGGACUCCGGCGCACAGACGCCCGUUUCCUUGUCCGCACGCACGGUCCACUUCCCUGCCGAGGACGAGAUCGCGACGCACCUUGCCGCGAAGGGCCGUGCGCUGACAUCCACGAAAGUCGUGCGUUUCCCCGAGUCCCUUACCGGCUCCGCAGGAGUGGUCCAGGACGCUCCAUCCGUCCGUCCGCCUGGUGCCGACUUGGGUGUCGUGGGUGAGGGCGCCGGAGGAGUUGAGACUAGCGAAGCGGAUGGUGCGCUUGGCGGAACGUCUUCUUCCGUCGUCCCUCAAUAA